AAGUGACUACAGCUGGCUUCGUUUAGUUAAAAAUUAAAAAUACGAACAAAAGUUAUUAAACAUGCACUAAACAUGGUAAAUAAUCAAGAAAAACUAUUGAGGUAUUUAAAACAAAUAGAAACACUUGCAUCUGAUAUUCUUGUUGAUAAAAAUGAAAUUGUAAUGCUAGAUAAACGAAGAAAUAAAAAUCGAGAAGCGUUAAGAGAUCUUACUAAAUCAAGUCAGAAGAAAUAUUGGCUCACGGUGGGAUCAAUACUCGUAAAGCAUAAGUUUGAAGAUACUAAAACUCUGCUGGAAGCCGAUCAAAAACAAUUAAAUAUUGACAUAAACAAAUUGAGGAGUGACCUGAAAAUCAAAGUCAAUACAUUGAGAGAUCUGGAAAUGCAACCACCAGUUCCAGGCUUAAUGUUAGUACCUCUGUCCCAGAAAGAAACUGAAGGAUUAACAAAAAGUAAUUUAUUUUCUUUGUAAUGGAAAAGUAAAAUCAAAACUUAAAAUAGUAACAGUAUUUAAUUUUGAUUAUUCAGAAAUGGAGAAUGCUACACUAUUUUAUUGAGGUAAUAGGGGUUUCUGAAAUUUUGCUGACUGUCAUGUAUUUAAUGAGUAGACCAUUAUGAAAGUUCAUGUCAGAAGGUAAAAUUAUAAUAAUAUAUUAUUAUGGGCAUCCCUCGUAUAACACAGUGCUUGUAAAACCCAGUUUUGACAUUACACAGUACAAGAAUUGAGAAUAAUC
Molecule: messenger RNA, 733 nt
Organism: Bombyx mandarina (wild silkworm)
Lineage: Eukaryota; Metazoa; Arthropoda; Insecta; Lepidoptera; Bombycidae
Gene: Pdrg1
Product: Pdrg1 prefoldin-like subunit
Source: RefSeq, a predicted model, not a curated record